CGGUCGUAAAACACCUCCAUCUAAUAAACGUGGACCAUUUCGCAUUGUAUCUAUGGAACCCUGACCUUUUCACGCCAUGUUAUUACCACAGUGUCAUGUCUCCAGGUGGAGUAUACAUGUAUGCAGUAUUCUGGCCAUUUCCAGCUGUGUGGAGACACCAACCAGUGAACGCAGCUUAAGAUUUGUGAGGUCCAUCACGCCUUGUCAUUGUUCACAUGUACGCGUAGAUCCACGUUCCUUGUGUUCACCGACAUAAUUAAACACCCUCGCAAUUGUCACGGCACACUUCGGUUCACUUCAUCACCAUUCACGAACCUAGGCUCAUAUCAAAUUAUUAGAGCGUCUUUUGUGUCACCACUGAUCUAAAGCCAUUUCACAAGGUGUUGCCAAGCGAACGCUACGGGACACUGAGCUGAUUCGAGGGUUAGAGACUAUACAGUUUCAAUAUAAGCACCCGUGUCCUCGAACAGCAAAGCCAACAUUUCCUUGGAAGGAUAAACAGUUUUAGUGUUUUCAAAUGACAUGUUGUUAGACCGACGUUUUGUGUGAUGUAAUUGUGAACAUGUUCUUUAGAAUACGUCAUUGAAAUGGAAUAAUUGUGGAUUUAACAGCGUUCAAGGCGGAGAUGUGACACGAGGUUUUGUCCGUAGUCUUGAUGGGAGUUUGGCAUGAGAUCUAUGGUGUGUUCCCCCUAAUAAUGGCCGAGGGUUUUGUAGCAUGUUUACCUGUACAUUAACGCAGCUAGUUCAGACAGUUGAAAGUGAGCGUUAACACGAAGAAGACCCUGUUUAGUGUGGCAUAAAAGCGAGCGUGCACAACUCAAUACAAUCUACCCAUCAACCAGGAUCAUACAGUUGGUGGAUGUCAGAGGACCGCCCGGGGGUGGGGACACGCGAGCUGGGGGUAAGGAGUUGUCUAGUGUUACCGCCUGGUGGAUAUAAUACUUCAAGAAUGUACCACACCUGAGGAGCGGUAGAGUUAUAGUUCGUGGAUGUAUCUUGGCCAGAAACGUCCGUUGACGUUCAACUUUCAAGCCAGCGUGUGAAGAUUUCAGUCAGGAUAUGAGACUGCGGGUCUUUGGAGGAAUACACUUUACGCAUACUUACACGCAUUCUUAUGAUGAAUAUAGUGAUGAACUUAUGAUGAAUUCACUUCACCCGUGAUAACAGGUACCAUUCAGAGGAGCAUACGAGCAGGGUGGUUGAGGACACAUUUAUAUAUACGUCCAUGACGAUAUAGUAAUUACCAUACACGGGACAGCCGAAACACGGUUGUAGACUGAUGACGCAACCACUGACACUUCCCUACAUAGUUACCCCUAGGGAGACAGAUAAUGGUGGCCCCACUUCCGGUACCUAUCUGGUUGGUCAGAGAAGGUCAAGGAUCGCUGGUGGUGGUCAUGGAGCAGGCCGGGCACCAGUCACGACAGAGUCCUUCCCGACACCCAAACAAAAUGGCCACCUGUUAUCAGGGGAGGGAACUCCGCCUGCACCACGACUGACGUUCUACCAUAGCGUAGGCGGGUCACGUGUGAGGGCCGAGAAUGCCCCCAGGAAACACAACAGACGGCUGCAGUCAUUGCCCCCGAGGAAGCCGAAAGCCGACGAUGAGUCCCCCAGGCUGGCCAACUCCGCCCCCUCACGGAAGGGACAGAAGGCGGUGGCUCCCCUCCCUAAACUCAACAACCUGAUGGCCAAGCUGAAGACAUCCGAGCGGGAGCAGACAUACGGCAAACCUCGACCUAAUGACCAUGCCGGGAUCUCCACAAAGGCGCAUGAAUCUCAGAACCAGAAAUCUCAGAAGUUUGCUACCUCAUGGGCCAAUGCCAGAGCGGAACAGCCCAAACUCAGAAGCGAUGACAGAAGUUCUCCUAAUGAGAAACGCGAAGCCCUAGACAAGAAGUCUGACCCCUUCCAUGCGAAAAGCGAGAGAAAGCAGCCCCCAGUAAUUUCUGAAGUGGUCCCGAAGGAACGAGAGAAGAUCGUAAGGAAGAAUGAUCAAACACUGAGCCACAUGUUCCACGCCUCGGAAAAGGAGAACACUUCUCCCGUGAAACAAAGAGAGUCGCCCUACCUGGACAUGAAGGCAAGGGAGAGGCGGGUUGAUCUGGAGAGAAGAGACUGGAACCCUAGCUAUGUAGUUCCGAAACCUGUGGCCAGUAGACGACGAGAUGAAGACACCCACCAGCCUGCCCUUACUGACGCCAAUGAACUCUACAAAGCCUACACCGGACGCACGAAGCGGGAGUUGAGGAGGUGUGAUGACACCAUCAGCCGCAGCGGCUCCCAGUACGGUGAGGUUUAUCAAGCCACAAUCACCAUCUCCCCACGAAACAAGAAAGAGUAUGUGCUCACUCUCAGGGAAGCUGAUGCAUAUAAAAAGAUUAACUCUGUCUACGGCAGUGAUUCGUUUAGGAAAAAGAGAAAAUCCUACCUCUUGCAAAAACUAAUGACUGUAGAAGUGGACCAGAUUAAGAUACAUAAUCAGAGUGUUCGUGAAAGAGAACGCAAAAAGGUCGAAUCUAAACGUCGGCAGCAAAAGCAACUUCAUCAUCUGAGGAGAAGGUUCAAAGACCAACAGUGCCGUCGCUUCCGGUCUCAGUACGUCACGAGUCGCGUGUUAGAGCACGAGAAAAUGAACCGGAAGUUGUACGGACUUCCAGAGGAGAAUGCGUCAGAAAAGGACGAAGAAGAGGAGGAUCUGGAUGUGCCUGAGGAUAAUUCCGAAGAGAGCGAAAAGAGCAGGAGGAAGAAGGACGAGCUGAUUACAUCGUACGACAAGAAGAAGAAGAGGAAAGCAUAUGAGAGGAAGUACAAGAACAUGUUCGACAUCAGUGUGGGUCCGUCCUGGGAUCCUCGGGCGACCACGCCCAAGAUGGAGGGAGUCGACAUAGUUGCGGUGGAGGUCAAGGGAAAGGAUGGGAAAGUCAAGGAGAGGAAGACAGAUGUCAAGGACAUUGUGAGGGACGCCAAGAAGUUAUUACAGACACCCAGUCGAGAGUACGACCUAUCGCUGAACGAAUCUAGACUGACAACUCCAAUUAGUCGCUCGACACAUCUCAGCAGACGUCGGCCAUCGCUCGACUCUCUGGAACUAGACGAUGAUGAUGAUGACGAUGAUAUUUUCGAGCGUGCGAGACGAAAAUACAACUUGGAUGUAGACAGUCAACUUUAGAUCACAUUCGCAGCCUGGGGGUCUUUAGAUUUGUCACACAACGACUUUAGCCGAAUUGGUCUCACAACAGUGGAUUCCAGUCCUGUGUAUAGCUCAUCCAUCAUCUCUCAGGAGACCUCAGUCAGAUGUGAUAUAUGUUGUAUAUCGGAAGAUACCUUUGAUGUAAAUCGUUACUACUAGAACCUCGUCACGCCGAGGACCCGGGUUCGAUUCCCGACAUGGGUACAAUGUGUGAAGCCCAUUUCUGGUGUCCCCCGCCGUGAUAUUGCUGGAAUAUUGCUAAAAGCGGCGUAAAACCAUACUCACUCACUCACUACUACUAGAACCUCGGUCAAAUGUGUCAUUUAUAAGAAUAUUUCUGGGAUAUUUGUCGCUUAUCGGAAACCCUGAAUUAAAUGUUGCAUAUGUCAGAAGACCGCUGUGAUAUAUGUCAUAUAGCAGAAGAGUGAGUGAGUGAGUGAGUGAGUGAGUGAGUUGGGUUUAAGGCCGCUUUUAACAGUAUUCCAGUAAUAUCGCGGCGUGUCAGUUUAAUGUGGGAGGAAAGCCCGAUAUAGCAGAAGACACCAGCGAUAUAUGUCAUAUAUUAGGAGACACCAGUGAUAUAUCGUUUAUGGAUGACACCAGUAAUAUAUGUCUUAUUUUAGGUGACACUAGUGAUAUAUGUCUUAUAUAGAAGACCAGUGAUGUAUGUCCUAUAUCAGAAGACACCUGUGAUAUAUGUCGUAUAUAGAAGACACCAGUGAUAUAUGUCCUAUAUCCGAAGACACCAGUGAUAUAUGCGGUAUAUCAGAAGACACCAGCGAUAUAUGCUGUGUAUUGAAAACAGCAUUGAUUUGUAUCGAAUAUCAGAAGACACCAGUGAUAAAUAUCGUAUAUCGCAGACCCUCCAUCAAAUGUAUUUAUCAGUAUACCUCAAUGAGACGUGUCACGUGUCGGAAGACCCGUUUGACUGAGCUAUGUCUUAGGUAGGGAGAAGCAGCCCUAGAUAGACGUGAAGGAGAAAUCUAUCCAUCACAAAUAUGUUGGAGAUUUCUCGUAAUACGUUGAUUCUUGCACAACAAUAGUAUUAUAUAUUAAAAAAUCAACAAUGCAGUAUUUCUGACCUCACCUUUGCGAGAUAUGUGGAAUGGUUUGGGCUUUUCUAUGUUUAAUCUAAAUAGCUAUCUCACGCGGGUACGAUAAUGGAACACUCAAUUAGCUAUCUCACGUGGGGAGGGCAAUAGAACAUCUGAAUAGCUAUCUCACGCGGGGAGGAUAAUGGAACAUCUUAACAGAUGUCUCACGUGGAGAGUGUUAUAGAACGUCUAAACAGCUAUCUCACGCGGCGAGGGUAAUUUAUAAGAGAUAACCUAAUUACUUAUCUCACACGGGGAGGGCAAUAGACCAUCAAAAUAGCUAUCUCACGCGUGGAGGGUAAUGGAACAUCUUAAUAGCUAUCCCACGCAGGGAGGGUAAUAGAACAUCUAAAUAGUUAUCUCACACGGGGAAGGUAAUGAAACUUCUAAGAUAGUUACCUCACUCAGUUGAGGUGACAGAACAUCAAAUAGAUACCUCACACCGGGAAGAUUUGAGCUGCGGAGACAGACAUUGAUGGAUUGUCACGUAAUUCAGUUACCAGUUAUUAGUAUAACGUAUGAAUAUGCCUAUUUUUCUUCAGCAUUUACUUAAGGGUACUUCUCAGCGUUAUUCUACUGACCACUGGGGAUGGUCUUCCUUUCUAAACCCUUAUAUAUUUUGUUGUCAGUAAUUUACCCAUGUAUCGACUACUAAAUCAUAAGCCAAGGUACAGUAUCAGACCUUGUUUCACGUCUUCUGACUGCAUGCUGACUCUAUGCUGACUGUACAGUCAGAGUUAGCUGUGGUCUCAAGUUCCAUGUCACAUUACACGUGUACAGAAAAAGUCACAACACUCAUUUUAUUUAUUAGAUUCUUAUUUUGUAUAAAUGAAAAUACAUAUAUUUUCUUGAA
Messenger RNA from Haliotis rufescens (red abalone), 5142 nucleotides. RefSeq names its product DNA ligase 1-like. NCBI's taxonomy places the organism in Eukaryota, Metazoa, Mollusca, Gastropoda, Lepetellida, Haliotidae. Bases 1282 to 3174 code for a protein of 630 amino acids. The transcript is spliced from 8 exons. The record is from RefSeq and is a predicted model, not a curated record.